This is a messenger RNA of Dictyostelium discoideum AX4, 885 nucleotides long. RefSeq names its product C2H2-type zinc finger-containing protein. Bases 1 to 885 code for a protein of 294 amino acids. Gene Ontology annotation, biological process: mRNA splicing, via spliceosome. The record is from RefSeq and is a predicted model, not a curated record. NCBI's taxonomy places the organism in Eukaryota, Evosea, Eumycetozoa, Dictyosteliales, Dictyosteliaceae. Gene Ontology annotation, cellular component: spliceosomal complex. Gene Ontology annotation, molecular function: zinc ion binding; nucleic acid binding. The transcript has 2 exons.
AUGAGUGAAAAAAAAGAUUUUGUAGAUUCAACAUUUAGAAAGAAAUGGGAUUCAGAAUAUUUUGCACAAAGAGCAAAAGAUAGAGAAGCAGGUUUAUUAGUUGACGGUGAUGGUGAUGAGGAAGAUGAAAUAUCAAAAAAAAGACAAAGAAUGAACCAAAAUAAUAUAAUUGAUCCAGAUAAACCUUUAUCAUUCUUUAAAGCAAGAGAUGAAGAUUUAAAUCUUAUUAAUAAAGUUGGUAAAACUACAAUAGUUCAAGGUGUUACACCAACUGAUAAACAUGGUGGUUUCUAUUGUGAUGUUUGUGAUGUUAGUUUUAAAGAUUCAAAUUCAAUGUUAGCUCAUGUAAAUACUAAAAGACAUAAUAGAUUAAAAGGUGUUAGUAUGAGAGUUGAAACAUCAACAUUAUCACAAGUUAAAAAUAAAUUAAAAAAAGGAAAAGAAGAUAAAUUAUUAUCAAAAUUAAAUGAUGGUAAAAAGGUAACUGAAAAAGAUUUACAAUUAAAAAGAGAUCAAGAAUAUGAAAAAAUUAUAAAAAAUAUAAAAGAAAAAGAAAAUGAUGAAUCUACAAACCAACAAGAAUCUAUUAAUAAUCCUAAUGAUAAUAGUAAAGACAAUUUAAAUAAAAAUGAAAAUGAAAAUGAAAAUGAAAAUGAAAAUGAAAAUGAAAAUGAAAAUGAAAAUGAAAAUGAAAAUGAAAAUGUAAAUGUAAAUAAAAAAGAAAAAGAAAAUGAAAAAGAAAAAGAAAAUGAAAAAGAAAAAGAAAAAGAAAAAGAAAAAGAAAAAGAAAAAGAAAAAGAAAAAGUUGAAUAUGAAGAAGAUGAAUUUGAUUAUUCUUCUUUUGGGUUACCUUCAAAUUUUGGAACUACUAAAAAAUCAAAAUAA